CUAGAGGAAGACGACCACCAACGUCUUCUCCAGACCAGAUGGUGGCAGUAAGUAUUAUUGCUACUUUGCCGUAUCAAGCAGUGCAACAAACCCGGAGGAAGGACGCUAGUGCACUAUUUGUUUAGGUGACGCAGAUGUCGCAGUCAGCGCAGCCCGGCGUGAUGCCUUCAGCCCCGGACUCCCCAUCUCUGAGCGUGACCGUCAGCGGGAAUGUGCAGAAAUACAGCAUCAAGAAGAAAAAGGUCUUAAAUGCGGAGGAGACUGAGCUGUUCGAGCUCACUCAGGCUGCUGGGAUAGUCAUGGACCAAGAGGUUUUCAAGAUCAUAUUGGACCUGUUAAAGAUGAACGUUGCUCCUCUGGCAGUCUUUCAGACCCUAAAGACCAUGUGUGCGGGGCAGAAGGUCUCUGAAACAUCCACUGGUGACACAUCCACUUCGUCUCACACCACCACUGCACCUUCAGAGUCUAGAGUACGCAGUAAAACAAGUUCAGGGCAGGGUGAGAAAACGGCAAGAGAUGGUUCUAGCCAGCGGGUGCCACGGCAGGUCAGCGCCACCAGGGGGCAGAAGAGCGCCAAGAGCUCAGGCAGCAGCAGCUCGUCUUCUCAGCUCACCUCCAACUGAAGGUCUCCAUGAAUUAAACAACACAUACUAAACUUGCUGAAAAUAAGCUCUUUUUUUUCUGUUGGAGAAGGUUCCUGUAGAAUUGGCAAAAACGUUUGCACUGUAAACAAAAAUAGUUAAGUUGCUUUAGGGAUCUCCUUCGGGAUGUCUUCAGUGUUUCAUUGAAGACUUCUUUGCAUUAAAUUUGCAUCUAGCCCACAGAGACUAUAGCUGAAGUAUGCCAUAUUUUCCAUGGUUUAUUUUACACUUUCACACCAAAACCAUUUGAGGAAAACACAGAUAAUCUUUUGCUAUCUUUAAACCAUCCACUUCUAAAAUCUGAAGCACAUCUGUUUUAAACCGUGCUUGUUUAAGACACUCUACAUUGUCUUGAUAGACUGUGAUGUCUAUAUGGGCUUUAUUUUCUAUUAUUUUGAUUUGUGAAA
Sinocyclocheilus rhinocerous is the source of this 1048-nucleotide messenger RNA. RefSeq names its product mitotic-spindle organizing protein 2-like. The record is from RefSeq and is a predicted model, not a curated record. The coding region runs from base 135 to 623 and encodes 162 amino acids. NCBI's taxonomy places the organism in Eukaryota, Metazoa, Chordata, Actinopteri, Cypriniformes, Cyprinidae. The transcript has 4 exons. Gene Ontology annotation, cellular component: centrosome; spindle.